UAUACAGAUUUUGAUGAUAAAGUUCAGGAAUCAGAAAUAUGGCCAGGCAAGCACGAGAAAUUGAGAGCAGGGAUAGGGACAGAAACAAUAUUCAGACUCUGAAUGAUGAAAUUUCAGAUGAAACUGUAAAUGAAAUUUCGGAUGAAACAGAAGCUGUCAAACGGCAUGGAGACGAGCAAGAAAAUAUUCUACCCAACCUUGUAAAUGGAGAUUUCAGGCAAAGUGAGGGUAGUGAUGAUACUUCUUCUAGUAAAAAGUUAGACUUUGUUGAGGAUGGGAAUAAUCAAACUUCUAGUAUUUCAAAUAUAGAGGUUUCAGAUGAUCGGGAAAGCACUAACCAGGAUGUAACAAAGUCUGAACAGAAUUUACACUUACCAGACAAUGCUCCUUUUAGGGAGUCCAGAAAGUCCAGCAAUGGUUCCCUGCAAGUAAAACCAAGGUCAGUGAAAGAAGCUAGGGAGUAUCUUUCUACAAAAGAUGACAAAACAAAGCUAAAUGAAGAGCUCCGGUUUGAACCUGUCCCUAGAAGUGAUGUUCUUGGAAGGCUACAAAGUGCUAAAGACUUUGGUAACAAUGGAAGCCAGGGAGAGUUCGUGGUCAGCAAUGUUUUAGCUUCUGUGGUUCCAGAUGAAACAUCAGAUCCUCCAUCUACUGAAAAUAGUAACAGUGAUUCAAUGAUAGAAUCAUCUGUUAAAUAUGAGAAGUGGAUGGAGGAAAACUUUAAUGAAUUUGAACCUAUAGCUAAGAAGAUUGGAGUUGGUUUUAGAGAUAAUUACAUGGUUUCAAGAGGAAAAGCAGAUGAAGAAUCAAUUAUGAGUUCGGACAUGACACAGCUUGGAUCUAACGAAGAAGAUGACAGUGAACUUGAAUGGAUGAAAGAUGAUAGUCUAAGGGAAAUUGUCCUUCAAGUCCGAGACAAUGAGUUGGCAGGAAGGGAUCCGUUUCAUAUGAUGGAUGCUGAAGAUAAGGAUGCAUUUUUUAAGGGUCUUGAGAAGAAAGUUGAGAAAGAGAGUACAAACCUGACGAAACUGCAUGAGUUACUCCAUUCGAACAUUGAAAACCUCACUUAUGGUGCAGACGGUAUCAGCAUCUAUGAUCCACUAGAGAAAAUUAUACCCCGCUGGAAAGGUCCCCCAUUAGAAAAGAGUCCUGAAUUCUUGAAUUAUUUCCAAGAGCAGCGGAAGUCAAUUUUUGCUGAGAAUGAUGGGACUUCGGUGAAUAAAGACGAGCAGAACUUUCUUCAAAACUCAACAGGAUCCCAAUCCCAUGAGAAUAUUGCUGCCACUCCCAUAACCAAUGACCCAAAUAAGAAGGAUAUUAGAAGUUCAAAGACAAUUAUAGAAGGGAGCGAUGGUUCUGUUAGGGCUGGAAAAAAAUCAGGAAAGUAGUUUUGACAACACACAGAAAAAUGGUCUCAGGGGUUUUUGGAAUCCUACAACACGGAGACAGACCCAGAAAUUAAAUCCACUAUGAGAGACAUGGGGAAGGGUUUAGAUCGAUGGAUCACUGAAAAAGAAAUACAGGAAGCUGCUGAUCUGAUAGACAGAAUGCCUGAAAAAAGUAAGGAAUUCAUGGAAAAGAAACUCAGCAAGCUAAGAGAGAUGGAAUUGUUUGGGCCACAAGCUUUUGUGAGCAAAUACCAUGAAUAUGCAGAAGAUAAGAAAGAAGAUUACUUGUGGUGGUUCGAUCUUCCUUAUGUGCUGUGCAUUGAGCUGUACACAGUUGAUAAUGAAGAACAAAGGAUUGGAUUUUAUUCAGUGGAGAUGGCUGCGGAUCUUGAAUUGGAACCAAAGCCAUACCAUGUGAUUGCUUUCGAGGACAGUAAUGAUUGCAAAAAUCUUGGUUAUGUCAUACAGGCUCAAAUGGAAACACUUGGGAAUGGCCAUGCCUUUGUUGUUGCCCAGCAACUAAGGAUGUUUUUCGAGAAGCCAAAACAAAUGGCUUCAGUGUAACUGUCAUUAGGAAAGGAGAGCUUCCGCUCAAUGUGGACCAAACUUUGGAAGAAGUAGAGGAACAGAUCAGUGAGAUUGGGAGCAAAAUCUACCAUGAUAGGAUCAUGCGGGAGCGCUCUAUGGAUAUAAGCUCGUUGAUGAAGGGUGUAUUUGGGUUCAGCGGCAGACCUAUUAUGAAAAAAAGACCAACACAAACAAUGAAGAGUGCAAUUGGUUUCAGUGGCAAGCCCGCUAAGAAGUCCUUCAUUCUGAUGGG
Malus domestica (apple) is the source of this 2208-nucleotide messenger RNA. RefSeq lists its product as uncharacterized. The record is from RefSeq and is a predicted model, not a curated record. Lineage: Eukaryota; Viridiplantae; Streptophyta; Magnoliopsida; Rosales; Rosaceae.